Messenger RNA from Phalacrocorax carbo (great cormorant), 2465 nucleotides. Lineage: Eukaryota; Metazoa; Chordata; Aves; Suliformes; Phalacrocoracidae. The record is from RefSeq and is a predicted model, not a curated record.
CACUGUACUGCUGCCUGUGCUGAAGAGGGACACUCAGCUACUGUCAAGGAGCUGAAUUCCUGCAUUUGCAAAACAGCAGACAGUGAGGUUUGAUGGAGAUAAGUACUGCAUAGGGCUGGGGUGUCUCCCUGGGAUGCUGUGGCUGUUUCUUUGUUCCAGCUGAUGCCGGGGGCUGUUGGAGUGUUGCUCUAACACAUCACUAAAAUGAGUGAAAAGGAUGACCAAGGAGAUCCAGCAGAUAUGGGUGACUUAGCAGAAAGUGGAGAAUAUGAGGAUGACUUUGAAAAAGACCUUGAAUGGCUAAUUAAUGAAGAAGAAAAAGAAAACCUUAGUGAAAGAGAGAAUCCUGAACAAAAUCAAGAGGAUAUUGAAGCACAAAUUGUUAAAGUUGUGGACAAGUUUGAGGAAGACAAUGAGGAAAUGGAAGAAAAUCCCGAUCGGCUUUCAGAGGCAGAUGUAGAUGUGAAAGUGAGACCCUCCAACGAACAGAGUUUGGAAUGCAGCUCUGAUAUGAGACAGGGGGACCAUGUAUCUGAUACUGAUAGUGAAAGCUCUACACAAGAAUCCAAGCUGGAAAACCAGCAGGAACUGGAUGAAGAAGAGGAUGAAGAAAUAAAGCGUUACAUCUUGGAAAAGAUUGAAGAAGCCAACAAACUGCUGGAGAAUCAGGCUCCUGUGGAUCAGAACAGAGAACGGAAAUUAAAAUUUAAGGAUAAGUUGGUGGAUCUUGAAGUUCCGCCUCUAGAAGAUGCUGAAGUUUGUAAAACUGACCUUGCAACAGGAGAUGAUGUUUCAGAUAGGCUAUCUCAGUUGCGUAUUUGUAAUGAAAUGGGACAGGAAAACACAUCACUUUCACCAUGUGCCGGCAAGGAUGAGGAAAAGAAGGACAGUAAAAUCCUAGUAGAAAAAGAUGGGAAGUUUGAACUCUUAAGUUUACGUGAUAUUGAAAGCCAGGGCUUUUUGCCCCCUAUAAGUGUUUCUUUUACUGAUAUUGAAACUCAACGUAUGUCUCCAAAAUCUUCACGCUAUGGUCCUUUGGGCACUGUCUGUGGAAUGAAGGAAGUAUCUCCAGUAAGACCAGGAGCGCAUUCUUUUUCUCCUGGCGGAGAAGAGUGCGUGUAUUUCCCCAAGCCUCCAUCUAACCCUAAGCGUCGUCCAAAUUCUGCUAUCAAUGCUGCAAGAGGUCUGGGAAAACGGAAGACUACGCAGAGAGCACAGUCUGCAAACAUGCCCGUGAGAAGCUCCACUUACUGUCUUUCUCCCAGACAAAAAGAAUUGCGGAAGCAGUUAGAACAAAGGAAGGAAAAACUGAGGAAAGAGGAAGAAGAAAGGAAAAGGGAACAAGAAGAACAGAAGAGAAGAGAGAAUGAGAUGGUUUUUAAAGCUUGGUUACAGAAGAAGAAAGAACAAGUGCAAGAAGAAAAGCGAAUUCGUCGUGCAAAGGAACUAGAAGACUUGAACAGCAAAGAGAGGAGCAGGAAUCCAGAAGAAGCCUUCAAGUUAUGGCUUAAAAAAAAGCACCAAGAACACAUGAAAGAAAAACAGAUAGAAAUAUUGAAACGCCAAGCUGAGGGAAUUGCCUUUUUUCCAAGAACUGAGGAAUGCAACAGAGCCUUUAAAGAAUGGCUAAAAAGAAAGAGAGAAGAAAAACGAGCAGAAGAACUAGCUGCUAAAGAGAGAGCAAGGCAGCUUAGACUAGAAGCCAGACGAGCAAAACAGAUGCAAAACAUCCACUGCAUUAGUUCAGAGCUUAAAUCCUUUCGUUUCACAGACCACUACAGUUGAAGGUUUGAUGUAACCACAGUGUUCUUGGUAUCAGCCCUCUUCAUUUUUAGGGCUUGAGCUUUUGCUCUUUACAGCUAGUGUGUGUGUGUAGUGUUUUUAAAGCUUUCAAGCAAGUUUAAUAAUUACCUUCACUGACAAGGAUUUUACUAUCUAUUUAUUUGUACUUCUGUUGAAAAGCCUGCUUUUAUGUCUAACUCAGGGAUUUUCUUGGUUUGACUAAACCUAAAUGAACGUGAGAUCUAUACACGAGGGUAACAAAUACACAUUCCUGUCUAUAAAAGGCACUUUAUACUCGACUCUACCAUGAAUUCCUGGAUGCAGGCUAUUAUGUAAAAUGUUGAAUUAUUGCUGGAUUAAUAGUGCUGUUCAUUGCUGCUUGUGACAAAGACUGUAAAAGGUGUUGUGUUGUUGGAAAAUGCUGUUUCUUAUACCACUUUCUAUUGAUCUGUUGACCAGCUGUUAAUUCUGGCUAGACCGGAGGACUCAUUUUAGUUCAGGGCAAGUGGUCAUUGAAAGCUAACAUGUAUGUGAAUGUGCAAGUUUUUGAACCUUAUUUCAGUAGUUUUCUAUGCCAUUAAAUUAAAAGGUUGUGUGAAUUAUGACCUUUGCCAAUAUCAAGGAAGCUGGAUUCUUGUAUACAUGUCCAUGUUUGCUAAAUUAUAAUAAACUACAUCACUGUA